This is a messenger RNA of Xenia sp. Carnegie-2017, 759 nucleotides long. RefSeq lists its product as uncharacterized. The record is from RefSeq and is a predicted model, not a curated record. Lineage: Eukaryota; Metazoa; Cnidaria; Anthozoa; Malacalcyonacea; Xeniidae. The transcript has a single exon. Bases 1 to 690 code for a protein of 229 amino acids.
AUGGAAAAGAAAAGUGACGAGAUUUCCAUAGUGAUCCCAUCAGAGAAAUCGGCAAAAACGAAACGUGAAGUACUGAGUAGAUUGGCUCAGGUUUAUGACCCUUUGGGAAUUACAUCACCCUUAAUUCUAGAGGGAAAGAUAAUUUAUCGUGAUAUCUGUAAGGAGAAGCUCUUGUGGGAUGUACGGCUAAGCCAUUCUUUGAAGUAUCGAUGGGACUGCUGGGAGAGCAAUCUUCCGUGUGAAGUAAGUGUUCCGCGAUCAUUAGCUGGGUUCCGAGAACCAAUCAAGUCUUUAGAGCUGCACGCAUUCGGGGAUGCUAGCACACAAGGUGUAGGAGCUGCAGUGUACUCAGUUAUUCAUCAAGAAUCGGGAACUACUCAAAUUCUAGUUGCUGGUAAAAGUCGUCUGGCAAAAGAGGACCUAACUGUUCCACGGCUAGAACUUGUGUCAGCCCACAUGGCAGCGAACCUUCUUGUGAAUGUGCGAAACGCUUUGGAUCAUUUGUCACGGCCGCAAAGUUUUGCAUGGCUAGACAGCACUGUCGCCUUGCAUUGGAUACUUGGACGGGGCCAGUAUAAGCAGUUUGUCUCAAACCGUGUCCGUAAGAUACACCAACAUCCUGAAAUAAAAUGGCGAUAUGUACCCACAUCCGAAAAUCCUGCAGAUUUGGCCAGCAGGGUGGGAAAUUAAAUCAGACGUGGCUCUACGGUCCAGAAUGGUUAUCUGAUAUGAGCAGAUGGCCAACUAAUAUAACCACAA